ACUACUAAAGAAAACAAUGAAACAAACGUCUUAAGCUUGUCUUCGAUGGACACAAAUCCUGCACCCUCAUUGACAUCAUUACAGGCAGUUGAUCCGUUUGUUCUUCUCAACAAUGAAAAUGAAUAUAUAAUGGAAGUCGAAUCAGAAAGUAAUAAAGAAUUCGCUACUGAUGAAAAUAUUGUUUGGAAUGAUGGUAUUACCAACCAGGAUUUUCAGUCAUAUGAUAUCUCCUUUUCAUCGCAAGGCCUAGUUGCUGAAGAAGAGGAUAGUCUUCAAGAAUUGGCUGUCUCUGGUAAUGCAGAUAUCCCAUCACCAGGAACUUCUGUUUUGUCAUCUAACGUAGAUGACACUGAUAUUGAUAGCACAUACUGUCCUCGUUUCAACUCAGAGUCAGAACUAUCUACUGAUGAGUCUAUAGUGAGUAUUCCUAGAGUUGCUUCAAAGGUUUCAAGUGACAGUACUUCUUAUGUGUGGAGGAGCCAAAAGAUAGCUCAAGACAAAAUUCUACUGGUUCCUUACACUGAUUCGGACACGGAGGAAGAAGCAAACAAAACCAAUCCUAAUGUAAAAAAAGGAAAGAAGAGGGUGAGGAAUGAAAACAAAUGGAAAAAAUGUGUGAGGAAACAGCUAAGAGUUAGUGGAAAAAAACUAUCUUAG
Molecule: messenger RNA, 657 nt
Organism: Homalodisca vitripennis (glassy-winged sharpshooter)
Lineage: Eukaryota; Metazoa; Arthropoda; Insecta; Hemiptera; Cicadellidae
Exons: 3
Coding region: 46-657 (203 amino acids)
Source: RefSeq, a predicted model, not a curated record